GGCGAGAACGAGCGCACCGUCGCCGAGCACCGCCGGCGCGUGGAGGAGGUCAGGCAGCAGCUGGAGGAGGAACGGAGAUUGCUGGCUGGCGAGAAGGAGCGGACGCGCGCAGAGCACUCCCGCAUGGUCGAAGAGGCCAGGCGCAAAAUGGACGAGGAGCGCAUCGCGUACACUGGCAGCAUGGACACCCACAAGGGCCGGCUGCUGGAGCGCGCGCGCGACACGGGCAUCUUGGAAGGGAAGGCGCAGGCCCUGCAGGCCGAGUCGGCCUCCCUCAAGGACCGCCUGCAGGCGCUGGAGGAGCAGGUGCGCAAGGCGAACCACCACCUCGGCGAGCAGAGCCGAGACGCGCAGCAGGCUCAGGAGCGGGCGUCCGAACAGGAGGAGGCCAGCAACGCCAAGGCCGAGGCCGUCGCCGGUCGGGAGGCGGACGUCGAGAGGUACCGCCGGGACCUGCAGGACCUCGAGGAGGAGGUUGCGAGGAGGCCGAAGUGCGGUUGCCAGGUGCAGUGA
Molecule: messenger RNA, 513 nt
Organism: Prorocentrum cordatum
Lineage: Eukaryota; Dinophyceae; Prorocentrales; Prorocentraceae
Source: the annotation of a GenBank genome assembly